Messenger RNA from Salvelinus fontinalis (brook trout), 1852 nucleotides. Its product is annotated as probable E3 ubiquitin-protein ligase HERC6. Gene Ontology annotation, molecular function: ubiquitin protein ligase activity. The transcript is spliced from 5 exons. Gene Ontology annotation, biological process: protein ubiquitination; ubiquitin-dependent protein catabolic process. The record is from RefSeq and is a predicted model, not a curated record. NCBI's taxonomy places the organism in Eukaryota, Metazoa, Chordata, Actinopteri, Salmoniformes, Salmonidae. Bases 1 to 609 code for a protein of 202 amino acids.
AUGACCAAGCACAUUGGGGUGUGGAAGAAGGCCCUGUUGGUGAUUCUGAAAAGUAAACAUAUUCAACACACCCGUGGCCCUUGGGUCAAACACCUGCUCCAGGUCCUUGGCCAUCUCCACAGAGACAGUGUCCAUGCUUCUCUGCUCUGCUUACCCUCUCAGGUGUAUCUCGACGAGGACGCGAGGCUGACAGACGUCUACAAAAGGGACUUCUUCCUCCAUGUGUUUGAUAGGCUGUUGGUACCCGAGUCUGGGAUGUUCAUGUACAACGACACCAAGACGCUGGCCUGGUUCCCUGCAAAGUCUAGAGUAGAGGAGACAUGUGAUUUCCUGUUUGGGGUUCUGUGUGGGAUGGCCCUGUACAACAACCACAUGGUGCACUUCCCCUUCCCCAUGGCAUUCUUCAAGAAGCUGGUGAACAUCAAGCCCUCUUUAGAGGACCUGAGAGAGUUUAGCCCCAUUGAAGCAGGGAAUUUUCAGUACAUCUUGGAUUAUCCUGAUGAUGAUGUCGAAAACAUGGACAUGACUUUCUCAGUGAUGUGGGGUGACAUAGCGGUGGACCUCGUCACAAGUGCUAACAAGCAAGAUUAUAGCAAUAUUUACUACUGACAAAAUACAAGGUUUACAGUAUGACACAUUUUUCCAUUGCUACAGCUACCAGGGUUGGGGUCAAUUCCAUUUUGGCAAAAUCAUCUCAGCCUGAAAUGUAAUAGUAUGAAUGGAAAACCCAUCUUUGAAAGUAAAUGGGGCUUCUCAUUCCUUGAAUUGACACCAACCUAUACUAGCUACAACUCAAUGGAUAGCUGACUCUGUCUGUCAUUCUUUUGACAGGAAGGAAUUUGUUGACACCUAUGUGAACUACAUCUUCAACCAGUCAGUAGAGAAGGUGUUUGAAGAGUUCAGGAAAGGCUUCUUCGAGGUGUGUGACAUGGACGUGGUGGAGUUCUACCAGCCAGAGGAACUGAUGGGAGUGAUGGUGGGGAAGGAGAACGUUGACUGGGAAAUGCUGAAACAGGUCAGAAACAGAAACAUACUACACGACUGAAGCUCAGUCCCAACUCUACCCCUAGCCAAUUGUCUACAUCUGAGAGCAUUAGACAAGUAAAAACAUUAAGAUAUGGUAAAAAUGUCACCUAGCCUAUCAGAGGGCAAGAUGGAGCCUAAAAAAACCCAAGUGUCCUAGGGGUUGAAUUGGGAUUCAUGGUGAACAUGUUCUGUGUAACACGUUCUGCAACCUGGCUAAAAUGUUGUUUUGAUACAUUGAUUUGACAAAUGGUUUGAAUCGUGUCAAGUGUCUAUUGCUUCCCCAUAUUAGUUGGUGGCAUCCCAACGUCAUCACAUUCUGGGAGGUGUUUGAGGAUCAAAAGAAAGCUUUCCUGUGUAAGUAUGGAAUAUCUUCAUUAUAACAGAUGAACACAAAGUAGGCUACUGAGAAUUAAGUUAUAUUCUGUCAUUCACUGCCCUCCCCCCUUUUACCACCUGUGAUCGUGUGCCCAUCCUGGGUAUGAACCAGACCAGGAUGAGGGUCCAACCCCUUCUCAACUCCUCUCUAAAGCAUUUCCCAGAGGCACUGAUCUGUUACUCUCUGUUGCAGCUUCCCAUAUACCCCUUCAAAGAGACACUACAGAGCAGGCUUAUAGAGGCUGUUGGCCACAACAGAGGCUUCUGGAAUGAAUAAUGGGUGUAUAGCGUUGCUGCUGUAUUUACACUCCUCUCCUGUGUUCAUCUUUUCAUUGUUCCAUAGUUGGGGUUAAGAUUUGGAAUGUUAUAUUUUGGUUGUAUUUCAAAUCCUAACUUCACAUCUGUGCGGUACUAUGUCAUUUGUGUGUAAUCAUAUUGCAUUCACAUUUUA